ACUCGUUUGGCAAUUUCCUUCUAACAACAAACGUUGCUGAUGCUGGGAAGAAGGGGGAGUACCGGAGAGUGCUCACUCAUAAAGCAUCCCUUUGUUACCAUGGUGACGGGGGAAUGACAAUGUUCCGAGUGAGCCACAUCUCUGUGAGUCGGAGGCAGCAAUGGUCGUCUACCCACCACGCCUUCUUUGGUACCGUCCAGCCCCGAGGGAAGCAGCCAUGCUUUAGGGGGCUCUUUCUGGGGGUCAUAGCAGGGAUCCUGUUGACCAUUGGAAUAAUGUUAACCUGGAUAGCUGGAUUAAGUGGUAUUGUUGAAGCAGGACCCAUCUUGAUUGGUUUUUCUCUCAUAGUGUUCCUUGUCGCUUCAUGUCAAUUCUUACAAGCCAGAAAAGAGCAGCUUCUGGAGAGACAGGCUGAGGAGCAGAGAAGACAAGCUUUAGCCACAAUGGCAGUAAAUCAAGACGGAGAAGAUCCCCCCGAGACUGUCAUCAUCGAGGCCCUUACUCCAAGUGAAAUGUACAGCAGCACUGAUAACAAUGCCCCACCAAGCUACAUGGAGGCCACCGAAUCUGAUCUGAACCACUCAGUUCUUCUGCCUGAGGAAGUGAAUGAGCAGAUAGAAGACCCACCUUCUUACGCAGAGGCAAUGAGCACUUCCUGUGUAGAGAUCUGUCCAAGGGGGACAACUCCAGCCAGUGUGUGCUGGAUCCCUCCUUACUAUCCACAUUUAUCUCCCCCUGAACAUUGUUAUUCAAGUCUCAGUGGACCUCCUAUAAUGAUGACAUCAUUAGACGGAGAAGACAUGGCGGACACUGAGGCUCCAGUAAUUAUGACAUCAUUAGAUCGUGAAGGAACAGAGAACAAUGAAUCUCCGAUAAUUAUGACAUCAUUACAUCCUGAAAGAAUGGAAAACAAUGAACCUCCCAUAAUUAUGACAUCAUUACAUCGGGAAGGAAUGGAGGACAAUGACCUUGAAAUUAGUUCAGAUGUGGAUGAAUUCUCAGACACAAGCAGUUCACACAGACCCAGUGAAGAAGUCCAGAACUAGACCCCUGUGAUUCUAGCUGUUUAUAUUUUUGUAAUGAUACGUAGGCAGUGUAACUUUAUGUAUAUUAUCAGUACGGUCAUAGGUUAUCAAAAGGGCUCUCCUGCAGUUAUUGUGAAUCCAAAGGCAUUUCUUGAUGAAUUUACAAAAGAGUGAUGAUUGUUAAACAUUGUAAAUCACUUCAGAUCACAUACUCAGUAGUAUAUUUAAAUCAGAACACGGGGGGACAUCAAUCUGAUUCCAAUAUUUUGUAACAGAUUAGGUUGGGUUGUGUUGAAUCGCCUUAUAUACAGUCAGUCGCAGAACAAAGUCUUUUUAGAUAAUCUUGUUGCUGAUAAGACAAAAAUCAAACUGAUUUGAAAAAUUUUGUCAGAUAAUGUUGUUAUGUUUCCUACAGGUUUGAUUGGGGAGAGUGUGCUAUUGAUGUAUAUACCGAUAUGUAUUUGUUGUUAGUUCAGUGGUUGUGCUGUCAUUUUGUCAUGUGACCAAAGUACAAGUGACAUAUCAGAAUCCAUUAGAUCAAACAUUUCCAUAUGAUAUUGUUAUAUUCUUGUGAAAUAAGGGGAGGGGGGAUACAGUUUUACAAUAACAAGAUGCCAUUUACAUUUCUUGCCUUCAGUGUACUGAAACCUUUCAGAAUGUGUAUGCUAGUAUUCUGUUAAAUCCAUUGUAAUUAUCUACAUGUACUUUGAUCCCAUUUUUUAUUAAACUGUUUUUACUACAAAGCAAUUCACACACUGAGAUAUUUCUUUUUUAAUAAAUUUUUAAAUUUGACAUAAUACAUUUGCAAAAAUAUUUAUGUUAUUAGGUUUAUUCAUUCAUCACACACUGUAUCCAUAGCAUAUACAAAUCUAUGGAUCUGGCGUGCAUGUACACAUGUACUAAGAACUAAAUAUUUUAUGUGAACAAGUGCCCGUACUGCAGUUAUCCUAAUCUCCCAUACAUAAAUUUCUGUGUUUACGGUAUCAGAUAUCAUACACUUCAUAUAUAGUACAUAUAUGGUUGAUGUGAUAUCAUACAUACAAGUGAACAUUGCUUGAUGUGAAUGUUAUUGAGAUGUUUGUUUGUAUAUAUGUAUAAUCUUAAGUGUUAAGAAUAAGAGAAAAAAAUGAAGACAGAAGCAAUCUCUUUAUUAUAGUCUUUUACAAUUUAUGUCAUUAAACUUAAGAGAUUCUGCUAAAUCCAUUGUUUCAUGUAAAUUCUGAGAGAAUUGUAUACUUUAAGUCAUCCAAAGGCUUGAAUGAGCUGUUCUGAAUUAUUCACCUCAUUGUCUGUUUGUCUGUUAGUAAAUUUUUUGUUUUCAUUAUGAUAAGUUCUUUUACUGGACCAACUUGCCACAAAGCAAGGAAAUUCAAGUUUGUCUAAAUGUAAUGGUUAAAACAUUAUUUUUUUAUUUCAAAUUGACCUUAGGAGAAUUUAAGCUUGUUUUUUUUAACUCACCUGAACUGAGCUCAAGUAAGCUUUUCUGAUCACCUGUGUCCAGCAUCCCUUCUUUUGUCUUAAUGCUGUCUGUCUCUUUGUCCAACCAAACACUUUCAAUAAACAAUACACAAGUAUUUCUUACACUUAACAAACAUGUAGACACAAGACUUCAGAUAUAGUAUCAAUUAACAUUUUCAAGUUUUUUUUUACUCUUGAAAUUCUUUUUAUGAAUAUUUACAACCUAAAAAUGGCAAGUUUUAUCAUAGAAUGAUUUUUCUUUUACAACAUGUGCCACAUCUCUUCCAUUUAAGAUGUUUUGGAAAGGCUAUAAUUUGUAAAUAUCAAGCCUUAUUCAGUUUGCUGUAAACUGAAAUCGAGUAAUGAUGAACUUGAAGUUUUUGUCCAUUUAAAAAGGUUUUCACAUAUACAUAAUGACACUUGUCAGGAGGUAAAAUGUUACUCAGGUGAGCCUUGUGGCCCUUCAGCCUAUAUCACUUCAGUGUAUUUAUUGAAUCAAUCUCAAAUGUUAUUGAUCUACAAAUAAUUAAUUUGCAGUAAAAAUUAGAAUAAUCUUGUGUAAUCCAUGCAAUGCUUUAUAAUUAAAGUCAUAUAAGUUACACAGAGAUAAUGAACUAAUGCAUUCUUAUUUCAAAACCAAACGUGCAUUUAAGAAUAAAUUCCCUUUUUCACCAGAUAAUAUCAUCAAUAUUUAUUCAUAGAAGUAAUCUUGUAUAAAUGAUACAGUUGUGCAUUUGAUAAAAAGCUUUUAGAGUUUAUUGCAUAUAAAUUGUGGAAAAAAUGUUUAUGUAUGGACCAACAUUGCUUGUUACUGGUAUUGUAUACAUGUACAUGUAUUAUCUGAAUUAAGUAAUAAUAAAAUAAAUUAUUGUAAA
Molecule: messenger RNA, 3358 nt
Organism: Saccostrea echinata
Lineage: Eukaryota; Metazoa; Mollusca; Bivalvia; Ostreida; Ostreidae
Exons: 5
Coding region: 114-1046 (310 amino acids)
Source: RefSeq, a predicted model, not a curated record